Messenger RNA from Pistacia vera, 1461 nucleotides. Its product is annotated as methionine aminopeptidase 1D, chloroplastic/mitochondrial. Lineage: Eukaryota; Viridiplantae; Streptophyta; Magnoliopsida; Sapindales; Anacardiaceae. The transcript is spliced from 10 exons. The record is from RefSeq and is a predicted model, not a curated record. Gene Ontology annotation, molecular function: metalloaminopeptidase activity. Gene Ontology annotation, biological process: proteolysis. The coding region runs from base 75 to 1127 and encodes 350 amino acids.
CGAAGUGCUUUUACGGAUAACAAAGAGACGGAGGGACAGAAGUCAUAGAACAAAGAGUUGGUGAAGAACAAAAAAUGGUAGGAACUUCGUCUCUGCAACCGAAAAUCGUUUCUUCUUUUGUGGGUGGUCGAUUUAUUUACUCAAAUCAACCUCUCCCUCAAGUUUUCCGCUACAACUUAGGAAGGAGUCGAGUGUCAGUACAAUUACCCAGAAAGUUCUCUGGCUUAACUAACCUCUUAUUCAAUAGAAGUAAUCUAGAUGACAUUCCAAGCACAAAGCGUAAGCGACUAAGGCCUGGGAAAUUGUCUCCUUAUCGACCUGUUCCAGAUCAUAUACCAAGGCCUCCUUAUGUCAAUACUCGGCAAGCUCCGGGAAUUGCAAGUGGACCUGAAGUGCAUGAUGUGAAGGGGAUAGAAUGCAUGAGAGCUUCGGGCAGACUUGCUGCACAGGUUCUUGAAUAUGCUGGAACUUUAGUCAAGCCAGGUGUAAAAACAGAUGAAAUUGACGAAGCUGUUCACCAAAUGAUUGUAGAUAAUGGAGCCUAUCCCUCACCUCUUGGCUAUGGUGGGUUUCCAAAGAGUGUCUGCACUUCAGUGAAUGAAUGUAUUUGCCAUGGAAUACCAGAUUCCCGUGAACUUGAGGAUCGUGAUAUUAUUAAUAUUGAUGUAACAGUUUAUCUAAAUGGUUAUCAUGGUGAUACCUCUGCAACUUUCUUCUGUGGAGAUGUUGAUGAUGAAGCAAGAAAUUUGGUGAAGGUAACCAAAGAAUGCCUAGAUAAAGCAAUAUCAGUAUGUGCACCUGGAGUGGAGUACAAGAAAAUUGGCAAAACCAUUCAUGAUUAUGCAGAUAAAUACAAAUAUGGUGUUGUCAGACAGUUUGUUGGUCAUGGGGUUGGACGUGUUUUCCAUGCUGAUCCAGUUAUUUUACACUACAGGAACAAUGAUCAUGGGCGCAUGUUGCUGAAUCAAACUUUCACUAUAGAACCUAUGCUGACAAUAGGUAGCAUUAAUCCUGUUAUGUGGAAUGAUGACUGGACAGUUGUUACAGAGGACGGGAGCCUGUCAGCUCAAUUUGAGCACACCAUUCUAAUAACCCAGGACGGUGCUGAGAUUCUGACAAAAUGUUAAAUCUGGAAUUUGGACCAUGCAGAUCUGCCCAUUUGAGAAAUUCCUAUCAUUAGAUGUGUUUGAACUUUGAAAGACUCCUCCAAAUUAAAUUUUGAUGGUUGGGGAGACAUUUAUUCUUAUUCCUGCCAUUAUUUUUUAAACAUAAAACCAUCUUGUUGAUUGUUGUGCCUGUUCCUCUUAUGUACUUAUUUCCCCCCAUUUAAGCUGCUGCAGGCAGUAGUUCAAUUCAUUUUUCGGACAUUUGGCAUACAAAAAAUUGCUGGGUCCAGAAUAAUUCAUGUAAAUAUGUAAUUUAGUUUUCAUUGAUGACAAUGUACAAUAUACAAUAUAGACU